AUGGCGUUCAGUCGUCGUUUAGCAAUCCUCCCCGGAGGCCUGGGUGGCCUGGGAACCAGCAUCGGCCAGAAAUUAAGACAGCAGGGAGCUCGCCUCGCCAUUCUCUACGCCCCGUUCGAAGCAGCUAAAAAAGACCAGCUGCUCGAGACGAGCUAUGGCAGCGCGAACCCCGAAGGCGUGCACGCCUACGAAUGCGAUAUCACAUCCCCCGAUUCUGUACGGUCGGCCUUUGCCUCUUUGAACGAGGAGUUGGUCGCGCCGGAAUCGAGUUCACCGACCGAGAGGGCGUUCCCCAGCAUUCUGGUCAACACAGCUGGCUACGUGUCGCUGAGCGACAUGGAGCUCACGCCCCCCGAAGAAACCAUCAGGCACCUGAAUGUCAACAUCCUGGGCCCCAUGCUCUGCUCCCAGGCCUUUGCGAAUCUCUACUUCGCGGCCUCGAAAGUCGCCGAGUCCUCCACCAGCCCUGCGCCGCCUGGACGGAUCGUUAGCAUCUCGUCUCAGGCUGCCCAUGCGGCAUUGCACCGGCAUGGUGCGUACUGUGCUUCGAAGGCUGGACUGCUGGGUCUCACGCGGAGCAUGGCUUCCGAGUGGGGAGGCCGUGGCAUUACCGCGAACGCCGUCUCCCCCACAGUGGCGUGGACGGCUCUCGGCCAGAAGGCCUGGGGCGAGGACACCGUGCGAGAGGCAUUCUUGAAAACCAUCCCGACCGGCAAGUUUGCGCUGCCUGAGGAGGUUGCGGACUCGGUUCUGUUUCUUUGCCAGGAUUCUAGCGGGAUGAUCAAUGGCGCAGAUAUCCGUGUUGAUGGAGGUUUCACUAUUCGGUGA
This is a messenger RNA of Penicillium chermesinum, 828 nucleotides long. Its product is annotated as putative short-chain dehydrogenase/reductase. Bases 1 to 828 code for a protein of 275 amino acids. Gene Ontology annotation, molecular function: oxidoreductase activity, acting on the CH-OH group of donors, NAD or NADP as acceptor. NCBI's taxonomy places the organism in Eukaryota, Fungi, Ascomycota, Eurotiomycetes, Eurotiales, Aspergillaceae. The transcript is spliced from 3 exons. The record is from RefSeq and is a predicted model, not a curated record.